This is a messenger RNA of Carlito syrichta (Philippine tarsier), 797 nucleotides long. RefSeq names its product SAGA-associated factor 29. NCBI's taxonomy places the organism in Eukaryota, Metazoa, Chordata, Mammalia, Primates, Tarsiidae. The record is from RefSeq and is a predicted model, not a curated record. Gene Ontology annotation, cellular component: SAGA complex.
AUGCCCAAGCAGGUCCUCUUCAACACCUGGAUUGCUGAUGUUUCCUUGCCCACUGGAGAAGACCUUUUUUUCCUUCUUCCCAUCCUCAUCAUCCUCUGGAAAGCCCUAGACAAAAUCACUGAAAUCAAGUCUCUGCUGAAAGAGCAUCCCACAAUGGCCAAGAUCACCAGCCUGUACAAUGACUCAGAGCUCCCUCGGAAGACCAUGCGCAGAGGGGUGUUGAUGACCCUGCCCCUGUGGAUCGGGAAGCCUGGUGGCAAUCCCCCACCCCAUGGGGCCAUUGCGGCCUCACGGGACUAUGUGGCCAAACCUGGAGACUAAGUGGCUGCCCAGGUAAAGGCUGUGCAUGAGGACGAGCAGUGGAUCCUCUCCAAAGUGGUCAGUUGAAGCCACACCACCACCAAGUAUGAGGUAGAUGACAACGAUGAAAGCAAAGAGAGACACACCCUGAGCUGCUGGCGGGUCAUCCCACUGCCCCUGAAGGCCAACCCUGAGACAGACCCUGAGGCCUUAUUCCAGAAGGAGCAGCUCGUGCUGGCCCUGUAUCCCCAGACCACCUGCUUCUUCUGUUCCCUGAUCCACACAUCCCUACAACAGCCCCAGGAUGACUACUCAGUCCUGUUUGAGAACCCCUCCUAUCCAGGUGGUUAUUCCCUUCUGCUUAACGUGGCCCCGAGGUACAUGGUGGCUUGUAAGGAGCCCAAGAAAAAGUGAAGUCGGCUGACAGACUCACCAUCUCCCAGCCUCCUCAGAGGUGGCAAGAAAGGAUGUUCUGUAUUAAAUAUUCUUCCCCCUUG